UCAUCGUCGUCGUCGUUGUCGUUUUUCAUUUCACUAAAAAACACACCAUUGAAUCAACCAACACCUCAACAAAAGAAUAGAAAGACUCACAUUUCUCAUGUAGUUAUCACUUUUUGUUCGUCAUAUUUCGUCAUUUAUCGUUUUAUAAGAUCGAAACAAUAAUCAAUAUUUAUAUCAAUUCAAGUUCUAAAUUAAAAAUUUAUUGAAAAACAAAAUUGUUAAAUCCAUCCUUAUAAAAAAAUAUCAAUUCUAAACUUUUUUGUUCGUCUUUUGCUUCUGAUUUUUUCUUGUUACAUUUCAUCAUCAUUACAAUAAGCCCAAUCUUUCGUUCAUUCAUCAAACAAUUUGCUUUUGUAACAAAAUAAAAAUUCCACCACUUAUUAUUGAUAACAAAACAAAAGUUAUUCUGUCAGUUUUAUAGAGUACUGUACACUUUCAUUUGGCAAUUUUAACCGAAAAAUUUGAUUAUCAUUUUCUGAAAACAAUUCAUAUCGUAAUCGUAAUUAUCACCCAUAAUAAUGCCUGCCGCUGCCAAAGUUGAACGGAUCAAUGUUGGAUCUGGUGGUGAUCAACAACAACCACAGCAGAACAGCAAGAUUGUCGCAAACAAUAGCAGCAACAAUAAUAAUGUUAAUGCUGCUCAAGAUCCUACCAAAAUUGCUAAUACCAUAAUCGAGAAAAAGAUUCGUAAUCUGGAAAAACGAAAGUCUCGUUUGCUCGAACUCAAAGUUUUGGCUGAAAAACAAGAAGAAAAAGAACUUUUACAAAAGGAUCAAAUUGAAGCCUUGAAAAAACUCGAUUCCGUUGUCGAAAUGAUUGACAUGCUUAAAGAAAUCAAUAAAAACAUUUCCGAUAGUCUCAAUGAUUAUGCCAAACAACAAAAGAAACAGCAAAAAAAGGAACAACAGGACAAAUUGAUCGAAAGAAACCAAGCUGAAUUGGAACGAAUCAAGUUAUUUCUUCGUAUUCAGAAAAUUUUGCCUUGUGUCACAUAUCUCAAACAACAUAACAAACAAGAGGAUUCAUCAUCGAGUAGCGGUGAUAAUGAUAAUGUCACCACUACUAUGCGGUUGGAUGAUAAACAUGUUGAUGCCUUAGAAAAUUUGGCAAACGAUUCGAAUGCUGAUCUUGACGAAUAUGCCGAAAAAGUUCAUCUGAUACUAGACGGUAGUAAGAAAGAAUUCUCGAAUGGUAUCACUCAUUUGGAAAUGAAGGAAUUUUGUAUCAAAAUUAUCGAGAAUAAAUAUCUCGAAAACAUUCAAUCUACACCGAAACUGGAAAUAUCAGACGAACCGACAGUUGAUUCAAACAAUGUUGAUUGUUCUGAUGUUAAGGUUGCUGAUGUCUCUAAUAACGAAUCUCAAUCAAAGACCAACGACAAACUACAAGUAACAGAUGUGAAUGCCGAAAAUCCGAUCCGAUCAUCAUCCACCGGAUCAGCUAAACCACAAGUUGAAACUGAUUUGCAAAAAGAUCCUGCUGUUAUCGCAUCCGGAUUCGCUUAUCCACCUUUUACGAAUGGAAAUUGUCCUGUUAAUUUUCUCCCUGCAAACAAUACAGCAAUAGAAUAUUCACCUUUACUUAUCCACCAAGCCGUUGGAUCGAUCCCUUCACAAACAUUUAGUAAUCAGAACUACUUCAUUUCUAACAAAGUUCCAAUUUUCGAUCAGGCUGUUCCUGUGGUUUCCAGUAACCAGGUUUCAUUUACAGAUAUGAUGGCUUGUAAUUCAGCUGAACAACAUCCUCAAGAUCAUCAAGAUUCCACUAAUAAAUUCAAUGGUCCAAUGAACGGAAAAAUUGAGCAAUCGGAAAAUGUGGAAAAACCUGAAAAUUUGAAUGGUGGAGACACAACUAGUCAGCAAGAUAAUGAUUCCAUCAACAAAAUGAACACGAAUGUCGAUUCAUCUCAAAUAAUCAACGGUCAUGGCGGUUACCAGAAACGAUCAAAUUAUCGCGGUCGAGGUGGUAGUGGCGGAAGAGGAGGUUCAUCUUUCCGAGGUGGUCGUCCAAAUAAUCCUAAAAAUUUCGGUGGCUAUUUUAACGGUGGUGGCGGCGGUGGACAUCAAGUUAAUCCAGUGAAUAAUUACAAUGGAACAAAUCGACCAUUGAUUCGCCAAAAUGGUGGUGGUCGUGGUUCAUAUCGUGGUUCAAACGACCGUGGAAAUGGAAUGAAUCGUAAUCAUUACAAUCCGAAUAUUAGCAAUCAACAACAGCAACAACCAUAAGGACCAAGUGCUACAUUUGCUUUGAAAUCAUAAUUUUACGAUGAAAAUGAAGUGUAAUAUAUAUCUACAUCUAAAACAGAAAGUUGGUAUUGCUCAAACCAUAAAAAUGAUGAUGAUUGCGAAUGAUUCCCUUUGGUAUUCAUUUUUACGAUUUUUUAAACAAAAAAUAAAUAAAUAAAAAUUCUGUUGUAAAUUCUAA
Dermatophagoides farinae (American house dust mite) is the source of this 2424-nucleotide messenger RNA. RefSeq lists its product as uncharacterized. The record is from RefSeq and is a predicted model, not a curated record. Gene Ontology annotation, molecular function: RNA binding. Gene Ontology annotation, cellular component: cytoplasm. NCBI's taxonomy places the organism in Eukaryota, Metazoa, Arthropoda, Arachnida, Sarcoptiformes, Pyroglyphidae.